AUGAGACCCGAUCUCGCAGUCGUAUUAUUCACCCUCUUCUCCUCGGCGGUCGCAUCGGCCAUCGACGGUCCCCUCCACAUCAAGCGCGUCGAUUCCGCACCCAGCGCUGAUGAGCAUGACCUGUACAAGCGUCGUGGCGGCGGUGGAGGAGGAGGACGCGGUGGUAGCAGUGGCGGCGGCAGUCGAGGCGGAAGCAGCGGAAGCAGAGGUGGGAGCUCCAGCAGUGGUAGUCGCGGCGGUUCAAGUAGCGGCGGCGGCUCCAGCUCCAGCCGUGGAAGUUCAUCAGGCUCAUCUCGUUCAGGUUCAGGUUCCGGUUCCGGUUCAAGCGGUGGACGUUCAGGCGGCGCAUCAAGACCCUAUGCUGCCCGUGGCCCAAGUCCCAGCGGUAUCAGGCCUGUCCUCUUAGGUGCUGGUGUCGCUGCUCUUGCCUUCUGGCCAGGCGUGUGGCUCUAUGGCGCAUACAUGUACCACUACCCCAACUCGUACCGGUACUACAACGAGACAAGUGAGGAGGAAGAGGACCGCCCUAUCCUUUGCGCGUGCUCAGCAGAGGCGUCUUGCGGAUGCGACCAGGACGACAACACCAACAAUACUGCGCUCUACGACGAACUCAUCGGAAACGGCAGCUACGAGCAUCUGAACAAGUCGAUUGUCGAUGUCGCCGAGGUCAACGGUACCACAACUAUCCUCAUCAACGGUACUCUUCCUGAUGAUACUGCCCUUCCUGAAGAGGACAGUGACAGUGCUGCUGCCCGAGCUAUGAUCGAGGCAAUGGGCUACUGGCCUGCAGCAGCAGCCGUCCUAGCCGCCGUCCUCAUCGCGUAA
This is a messenger RNA of Fusarium poae, 825 nucleotides long. RefSeq lists its product as uncharacterized. The transcript has a single exon. NCBI's taxonomy places the organism in Eukaryota, Fungi, Ascomycota, Sordariomycetes, Hypocreales, Nectriaceae. The record is from RefSeq and is a predicted model, not a curated record. Bases 1 to 825 code for a protein of 274 amino acids.